UUACCUGUGGUAAGGAAAAUUAAAAAAAUAUAUAUUGAAGGCUGAAGGGCAGAAUUUGUGAUUGUGAAUUUUGUGAUACGUUUUUUUUAUAUUGAGAAGCUUUCGAGAUAUUAUUACAAAUUAAUUGUAACAUAAAUUUGUCAUGAAAUCGUUUUGUGAGAGAUGAGUGUCUUCGGAGAUUUUCAGCGCGUGUGGGUGCAACGUUUUCCAGACAGUACUUUACCAGCCGCUUGGGAGGAAGAUGUCAGAGCCAAUUUGGCAAAACACAAACAGAAAGUUGCUAUACUCAGGGAAGAGUUAGAAAAGGAAGAAUUUUAUGUGUCAUACUUAGAAACCUUACUCUCAGAUGUGGAGAAGCAUAAAGCAGCCCAGGGCAACAGGGCGGUGCCGUCCUCGGGGUCUGACGCGACUGAGUCUGACAACAAGACGUCUGAUAACAAACAGGAGUCAAAUACAGAUUCAUUAUCUAAGAAAAGUGAAGCCAGUCUCACAAGUAGUGUGGACUCUACAACAGAGACUGCAGAAUUUGAAGAGGUGCAGCUAAGAAGCAAACCGGUGCAUCUUGGAGAAAGGAGUUCUGUCAAUCAAUGCAUCAACGAGAUUUCGUCCAACUUGGCAGCUGAAGCACGGAGAAGAUGUCAUAGUGAAGUUGUGCAAAGAACUGAUAAUAUUCAAGAUUCUAAAGUAGCUGUAGAUCAAACAUGUCCAACCCAAGCCAAAAACCGUCCAACGUCACAAACUGGUGAUUUCGUAACAGUCAUCGAAGUUAAUGGUCUGAAACUAGCAGAGAAUGCAUCCAAGAAGGCAGACGAUUCUCCCCAGUCCUCCGAAAGCAGCCCUGUCGAUCCUACGGCAGCAACUAAGAAGAAAGUUCCACCAAAGCCGCCGCCGAAAGUGUUCAGCAAGCGUGGCGCAUCGUUGCCAGAGUCCGGGCUGGCUGAAGAUAGCCCGCCUUCCUCCUUGGGCCGCCGAAUGCGGAAUGCCGAGUCCAGGGAGUCGAUCGCUAGUCGAGCGUCAACGCCCUCUAUUAGCGAAAGGGUGAAAAGUUACGAGAGUAUUAACUCAUUGUCAUCGGAACGUAAGCGGUCUGGUGGGGCGGCUACCCCGCGUUCCAUUGACGAGGAGGUGACGUCCACCACUCCCGACCUCCCGGAAGGAAGUGAAGACAAAUCGGCUCCCAUUUCAUUGGAAAGCAUCCCAGCUGUUGUGCCCACUGAGGACGAACCCUAUUACGACCAAGUGCCUGCUGAUAUGAACGAUGGGGAAUACGUGUAUAUUCAAGCAGGUGGUACAGGAUCCAGCACUGAUGACGGAUCCAGUGGGACGAGUACGUUGGCGCUGAGUGCUGCAGCGAGCGCUCCCCCUGACCCCAGCGCCCCCCGCGCGCCCGACUCCCCGCCUACAGCCACCGCCCCCAACUACGUCAAUAUACACUACUUCAUACAACAAGCAGGCGAAGGGAUGGAGCCCAGUGAAGUGGGAUCAGAACUGGUAGAUUCCACAGACACACCUCUGCUGCUUAGAGCUAUAUCUUCUGACACUGAAGCCAGUGCAACGCCCCCAGUGUUACGUAAAUUACAGACUCAGGAAUCUACUAAUAGCAAUGCUGAGGCCGAGCGACUCACGAUGCACCGCUGUAUUGUCAAGAGCAUUAUUGAAAGUGAAACUGUCUAUGUUGAAUGCCUUUAUGUUAUGGAAAAGUAUAUGAACGCCAUAAAAGCUACGUUAUCAACAUCUCAACCUGUUAUAACCGAAGAAGAAUUCAACACAAUAUUUUACAAGAUAUCAGAAUUGCACGAGUUACAUAAAAAUUUCUUGGAGGGUCUUAAAGCGGCUGUAGCGAGUUGGGAAGAACCAUUGUCUGUUGGAAUUCACUUCAAAAAAAUGGCGGAGAAUAUAAACAUCUACGGCGCUUUCCUACACAACUACGGGCGUGCGACAGACGCGGUGCGGCGGCGCUGCAGCUCGUCGCAGUACUUCGCGGAGCUGACGCGCGAGAUCGCGUGCCGCGGCCAGCCGGUGUCGCUGGACGACUUGCUGCACAAACCCGUCGCCCGCGUGCAGAAGAAUGCGCUCGUCUUGCAUGAUCUCAUUAAAUAUACACCAGCGAGUCACCCCGACCAUACGAUGUUAACUGACGCUCUAAACAUGACUCAACAUUUUCUGGACGAGUUCAACAUUAUACAGACAAAAUCUAUGUUCCCUAAUGCAGAUCGUGCCCAAAGAAGACUGGUUAAAAAUUCAUUUAUUGUAGAACUUUCUGACGGACAUAGAAAAUUAAGGCAUCUCUUUUUAUUUAACGACGUUAUCGCUUGUGCCAAAUAUAAGGCGUCCGGGCGAGACAAGUUCACGUUCGAGCUGAAGUGGUUCAUCCCGCUGCCGGACAUCGUGGUGGUGGAGGAGGAGGCGGGCGCGGAGGCGCGCGAGGCGUCGCCGGCCAACAUCGUGUCGCUCAAGUCGCAGGCGUCCACCGCGCGCGACGCCAUCCUCGCCGACGACGACCGGAAAAUCCGGCUCGGCAGCCGCGGCGCGGCCGAGAAGCAACGCAAGAAGCUGGCCGAGUUGGAAGGGCAGCUGGUGCUGGCGUCGCCGAAUCUCGUGUUCCGCGUGGGGGCGAAGGGGCCGGGUGGAGGCCUGCAGCGCCAACAUGUCUUCUUCUUGAGCUCUGAGUUUGAACGCACACAGUGGAUCGACUCAAUACAUGCGUUACAGGCAUCAUCAGCACCUCCAAUGGGUGCCAGUUCGGUUUCUAUGCUGGAACUCCAAGCGUGGGUGACGGCGUGCCGCAGUUUCCUGCAGACAGACAUGGGCUCGUAUCUCCUGCGAAGCGGCCGCGAUGACUCCUUGCUGCUGGGGGACCUGCAGCUGCAUGUGGGGGGAAUGACCUCGCCGCUUGAUACACAAGCCGACUAUUACAUAGUGGUGGAGAUCGACUCGUACGGCCACUACUUCCGCAAGGCGAAGUCGAAGCUGGUGUGCCGCUCGGCGCAGCCGCGCUGGAACGAGAACUUCACGCUGGACCUGGAGGGGUCGCAGAACUUGCGGCUGCUGCUGUACGAGGACGCGGCCAGGCCCGUGCUCCGGGGGAAAUGCACGCUCAAGCUAUCACGAGAAUGGGCUAACGAGGCGGGCGGAGUGGGGCGCACGGUGUCGCUGGGCGGAGGCUCGCUGCCGCUGCGACUGCGCGUGCUGCCGCCCGAGCGCGAGGCCAGGCGGGUGCCGGCGGCCAAGGCGGGGGCGCUGUUCGGUGCUAAAAUAACACAUGUGGCCAAGCGGGAGAAACGAGACGUACCGUUCAUAAUAAGCGCAUGCGUGCGUGAAGUGGAGCGGCGCGGCAUAACCGAAGUAGGCAUCUACCGUAUAUCCGGGAGUGCCUCUGAUCUCAACCGUCUAAAGAAGAGCUUCGAGACAAACUCUUACGAAGCGGAGCAACUGCUGAAGGAGGUGGACAUCCACUCGGUGACGGGCGUGCUGAAGCUGUACCUGCGCGAGCUGCCCGAGGCCCUGUUCACGGACGCGCUGUACCCGGAGCUGCUGCGCGCCUGGGGCGCCACGCAGGGUGCAGGGACGUCGAUAGAUUCCGGACCGGCGCACACGCGGCGCCACGCUCUGCUCAAGUGCUGCGCCCUGUUGCCCGACUUGAACAAGAACUGUAUAGACUUCCUCCUUAAUCAUUUUGUUAAGGUGAACCAACACGAGCGCGAGAACAAGAUGUCGCUGCACAACCUGGCCACAGUGUUCGGGCCGACGUUGCUGCGGCCCGCCAGCGCCGCCGCCGCCAAGCAGCGCACCGACCUGCUGGCCGCGGGCACUGUGGACGCCAUGGCGCAGGCCGGCAUCUUGUACUGUUUGCUACAGCACCGCCAACUCGCCGCGCAGCUCUCCUCGCACCAGCGCGGACCCAGCAUGAUGGACUGAACUGACUAUACCACUUGUAAAUUAUUAUAACUUUCCACAUAUAGCUAGAACAUAGGCUUUAUAUUCAUGGACCUAUAGGAAGCACCCCCUAUGAAACAUUCGAAUUCGGAAGUCCACAUCGGAAGUGCUCCGCAUAAAACGAUUUCCUAAAUCCACGUUUCUUUAAUUUCUAAAACAAAUAUUUUGACAACACAAUAUAUUGCAUAAAACUACCAUACAAUAUAUUGUGACGAAAUAAUAAAUUCUACUAUUAGGUGCAAAUAAUAGUGAAUCUUACAGUCGAUAUAUGUAAGGUGUACGGAGUAAAGUCUCAGCAUCAAAUCCCCGUACUCAGUAGCCCUUACAAUAUGAUGUUAUUUAAUAAGCUUCGAUUGAUUAUAAAUUGUACUGAGCGAGAUAGACUGUAUGGUUGUUGCUAGCUGAAAACACAGACACCAAAGCUUUAAAUGAUUCUUCCGCAUCGGCAUGAUUUCGUCGAAAUGAUUAUUUCCAAAUAGUUUUUUCCACCAGGAAUGGUGAAGAAUCAGUAUGGUACAUUAUGGUCACUCAAAUUAUUCCCUUACCAUUUGGUUCUCACUCGAAUCGCCACGGCGAGAUAUUUUAUUGGUUUAUUCUUUAUUGUGUUCAUGUGAUUUGUUAUAAUCAAAGAAAACUUAGUGUCAAUAAAAAAUACAGUUCAUGUUACUCAGGCUUACUUCGCUUCCAUCUAUGACAAUCUGAUAUAGUUGCUUUAAUAUAAAUAAAGCCAAUACUAAACACAAACUAUCACAAAAUAUUUAUUUUACUUGCUACAUGUAGUUCACAAUUUUACACCAUUUACCAAGGGUAUUUGAAAAGUUUUGGAAGAUUUUUAUUAUAGGAGCUUGAAUCGUAAAUGGGUGAGACAUCCAGAAUUGUAUUGUUUGUUUGUAAAAUACAAUGCAAAUAAACCAUUGGUAGCUGUAAUUUCUAAUAGUUAUUUUUCGUUUAACAUAAAUAUUUAUCAACAAAAAUAUUAAAUAUACAUACAUUCCAGAAAUUAAAGUAUAGACUGACUACAAGUAUUAAUUAGGUGGAAAUAUCAUUUAUGCGAAAUUUAGAAUAUAUGACGAAAAUAAAAGUUUCUGACUGUCUUAUAAUGUUCACAAACAUUUUGAAACUAUAUUAGUUAUACGUUUUGUUCUCUAUUAGUAAGGCUGAUAAAAAUAACUACUCUGGUAAAAAGGAAUGAAAGACGAAAUUGAAUUGAAUAGUUAAAGAAAAUAAUAUAAUAACCAUGAAAGUGUCAUCAAGUGGAGUUUGACAAGCAGAAAUAUUAACAAGUAUUAUGAAAAGGGACCGAAAAUAAUUAUAAAAAUUGUGGCAGACUGAUAAUAUAAAGUACGUGAAGUAUGCAAUUUUCCAUACUUAUUGUGAUUCAAUAAUAAACCAUUUGUUGAUGACCAUUUUAUUUAUACUUAUAAUGAACUAUUAGUCAGCGAAUUAAAGAAUUUCUUAUGAAACUAUUUUAGCAUUUUAAAUGCUAGUCGUAUGAAUUAUUUGGUACUGUUAUGUUUUAUUAUGACUAGAUUCGUUAAAAUAUAGGUUUAUUUUAAGGCGGAUAUUUGCGGUGUGUUGGCAAACUACUUUUUAAUAUAGGUAUAAUAUAGGUAAUACGCUAGGCGUAUUACCUAUAUUAUUCUCAGGUUUAAAGUUAAAAAAAGAUGAGCUCAUAUACCGGUUCAAAAUAUAAACCUAUUCCCCGUCACAUUGCAAGCAUCCACUAAUAUAGUGUAUAUAUUUAUUUAAUUUUCUCUCUAAUAUUUUGAGAGGACCCACUAGCUAUCACUAUGUUAGAUUAUCUUAUUUUCACAAGUAGUUUAGGUCGUGUUACAUUAGUACUUAAUUAAUAGAAAUAAAUCUUACCAAAAAAAUCUUAGAACAAAGUUACUUCAUUUACAAAAGUUGUGUAGAUUUUGUUGAAAGACAUUUAACAUUUAGUUUACGAUGGUUUGUGUUGAAUGUAAUAUAUUGAAGUUAAGUCUAUAUUGUAUUAUCUUUUAGAUUCAGAAUCACUUGUGUUUCUCUUCGCCAAAGAUCAUUCUUUAUAAUUGUCACAUGUGUGUGUGUAUAAAAAUGUUCAUUCUGUAACAUGGCCAAAAUUGCAAUUUAUUACUUGAUUGAGCCUGUUUGAAUCCUGAGUCUUUUCUUAGAGCUUAUUAUAGGUAGCUUUCACAGGUAUCAUUUGUAUUAUAGUAUUAGUAAUGAUCAAAGUUUUCAUGGACUAUGAAUUCACUUAUUUACUUCACAAUUUUUAUUUUGUGUUGCGUCUGACAGGCGAUGAAUGUGUUUAGUUAACAAAGAUAAUCUGGUCCCACCUUUAUACGGCAACACUAAUAUUAAAGAGACCUUCAGUGAAAUUAUUGAAAAUGUAUUAUUCAAAGCACUGAUAUACAGGGAAAAAAAUUGUAUGCCGAUAAUGCAAAAGGCUUUAAAAUAUAAAUUGUAAAACAGUAGGUAACCUUUCCGGUAUUUAUACUGCCUUAGUAUUUUUAAAUAUUUUUCACACAAUUCCAUUACUUGCACCUAGGGACAUAACAACUGCCUUCAUUAUCUUUUGUGUAAAUUAAAUAGUAUUAUUAUAUGUCUUUUGGAAGCAAUUCAUUUAUAUUAAUAAAUUGCCAUGUUUUACUUAUAUCACAUGCAUCUAGUGAGGCACAAAAUACUUAAUUUUAAUUUUACAUUUAAUUACACGGAAUUAAAAUACACAUUACAUUUAACUUCAUGGAAUUAAAUGUUUUUUGUUUUGUAAGAUAAAUGAAUUGGAUUAUGCUAGUAACGAGCCCCAUAUACAUCACAAUUAAUGAUUAGAUAUUUAGAAAAUGAAAGUACUGUUUUGUUAGUUUCUUUUUUAGAGGUAUCCCUCGAAGCGCACUUGUUUUGAGCGCACCCGUCGAAUCGCACCACAAUUAUUCUUCGAACCGAAUUAUUAAUAAUAUAUAAAUAUACCUAUAUUUCUGUCCAUAUGAUACUUUGGUAAAUAAACGAAAUUAAACGAUUAUCGAUAUCAUUAUUAUGUUAACUUCAUGUUCUUCCCUAUAUUUAAGCGUAGGUGCGUUUCAAGGAAAAAAUAAUAAUUUUUAAUAUUCCUCUAAGGGCACUCUUUUGGUUGCGGUUCGAAGAACAAUUUUGGUGCGCUUCGACGGGUGCGCUCAAAACAAGUGCGCUUCGAUGAAUAUCUUCUUUUUUAUACAAUCUGAAAUUGUAUACCUGUUGCUUAUUGCUGCCAAAUUAACUAUUGCCAAUUAUUUAUACUAAAAUUUGUAACAACCUGUAGUAUAAAUAUUGUCUAGAUUCUAGGAUGUUUAGUCUCAAUUUCUAAUAGUACCUACCGUGCAGUUAAUAAUUUUAAAUAAGGAGACAUUAUUUAAAAUUUUUAUUAAGGAUAAAGGUCACUUUUUGUAAGAACAAAAUGCUUGUGAAAGAACCACUAAAUGUUUUGAUGAAGAUUUUAAUGCUUCAAAUUCAAAGAGUAAUGCAAAAUAUAUAUAGACUUUUUGUUUUGCCUGAAGUAUAAGUACAUUCAACUAAAUGUCAAAUCAAUUUGAUAAAGAUCUUUAUAUCUUUGCAUCUACUUCUUGAAUUUCUGAAUUUAUUCAACCCGUAUACAAUAUGUUACCCUGUAAUCAUUGUCUACUUUCUAUUAAUUAUAUUUUAGUAAUGACUAAAUAACCCAGCUGUAUUAUAAAGUAUUUACAAUAUUUAGUUAUUAAUAAUCACCCAAAACAUUAUAUUAAAUUUUUGUAUAUAUAAAUGACACUAAAAUGUAGUUACGUAACUUGCAAUAAAAUGUAUUUUUAAUACACAUUUA
Molecule: messenger RNA, 7747 nt
Organism: Plodia interpunctella (Indianmeal moth)
Lineage: Eukaryota; Metazoa; Arthropoda; Insecta; Lepidoptera; Pyralidae
Gene: RhoGAP1A
Product: active breakpoint cluster region-related protein
Exons: 22
Coding region: 163-3918 (1251 amino acids)
Biological process (GO): positive regulation of GTPase activity; intracellular signal transduction; protein phosphorylation
Cellular component (GO): membrane
Molecular function (GO): protein serine/threonine kinase activity; GTPase activator activity; guanyl-nucleotide exchange factor activity
Source: RefSeq, a predicted model, not a curated record